CCAGCGAACAGCACAGAAAGAGCAGAGAGAGUGAGAAGAAGAGCUGUUCUGACUGGCGGAGAAUAGCUUCAUUUAACACACAAUAAAAGAGCGAAGGACUCCGGGGAAAGUGAAAUGUCAGCGCGGAUAUUUGGAGGAAACAACAGAUUUACCGCUUCAUCUCUUUGUUUCUAAUUCAAAAGUUUAUUCGAGGACCUGCAGUAAAGAGGUCUGAAAGAAGCAGCAAAUCGACGUUUUGAGGAGGAAUCACUGGAAUCCAUUCCAAGCUUAUUUUUCAGUUUUCUGUUGGACAAAGAUGUCAGAGAAGAAGAUCGGAAGUCCAGGGAUGACCAUAUUCAGUCCGUAUCGGGUGGUCGCUGCAGUAGCCGUGAUCUUGAUCAUACUGGGGGGUCUGGGAGCCGCCAUCUGGGCCCUUGUCACGUAUCUUAGAACAACAGAAGAUACUGGAUUAUUUGAUGUACAGGUGAGUGCAGCUGACCAGAGGCUGAGAGUGUUCGACUCCACCCAGCGGAGGUGGAGACACGUCUGCUCAUCCAGCGUCAACCAGCUCGUCGCCAACAUCAGCUGUGAGGAGAUGGGUUUCAUCAGAGCAGUAAAUUUCUCAGUGACUUGUGCUCCUGACAAUGGUGGUGACCGAGAUUUUUUCUGCGUAAAAGAUAGUGAGUUAACAUAUGGGAAGAAGAUAAAAACAGCCCUCUAUCCUUGUAAAUGUGACAAAGGUCAGAUACUAGAGGUGAUUUGUCAGGACUGUGGUCGUCGUAUGCUGCCUGAAGAGCGGAUCGUGGGAGGAGUCGACGCUCGCCAGGGUUCGUGGCCGUGGCAGGUCAGCUUACAGUAUGAUGGAGUUCACCAGUGCGGUGGAUCCAUCAUUUCCGAUCGCUGGAUUGUCAGUGCUGCACAUUGCUUUCCUGAGAGGUAUCGUCAUGUGUCACGCUGGCGGGUUCUGAUGGGAUCGAUCUACAACACUCCCAUCCGUAAGAACGUUGUGAUCGCUGAGGUGAAGACUGUUGUCUACCACAGCAGCUACCUGCCAUUCGUCGACGCCAACAUUGAUGACAACAGUCGUGACAUUGCAGUCUUGGCGCUGACAAAACCUCUGCAGUUCACUGAUUAUAUCCAGCCAGUGUGUCUUCCUACCUACGGCCAGCGUUUGGCGGAUGGGCAGAUAGGUACAGUAACCGGCUGGGGUAACAUGGAGUAUUAUGGCACUCAAGCCAACGUCCUCCAGGAAGCCAAUGUGCCCAUCAUCAGCGAUUCUGUGUGCAACGGUCCUGAUUACUACGACAACCAGGUCACCACCACCAUGUUCUGUGCCGGCUAUGAGAAGGGAGGAACCGACUCCUGCCAGGGGGACAGCGGUGGUCCUUUUGUAGCAGCGGAUGUCCUUUCUAAGACCAGCCGCUAUCGUUUGCUGGGGGUGGUAAGCUGGGGCACAGGCUGCGCCAUGGCCAAGAAGCCCGGCGUCUACACCCGUGUGUCACGCUUUCUGCCCUGGAUUUCUACAGCCAUGAGGAUGUAUGAGAAUUCCCCAGGAGUGCACAAAAUGGCACGAGCGGUUACACCAUAGCCAUUUAAAGUGGAAAAAUAUUUUAUAUGAGACUGAAAUAUUGCCCGUUGAGGUCAGAUUUGUUGCUCGGAUCUGUGACUGAGAUCAGACGUCUGAUGUUGAUCAGAUGUUGUGUGAUGAUCAACCUGUCUCAAGGACAAAUAUCUUUCGCAAUAUCUGACUAUCAUGGAGGUCAAGAACCAUUUCUGAUGUUGUAUUUUGAGUUUAUGAACACAUCAGUUGGCAAUUACCAUAAAAUAUGCUUUUUUUGAAAAUCUGUCUCCAAAGUAUACGAUAAGUACGAUAAGAUAUGGUACAGUAAUCAAAUGUAAUCAUAUAUAUAUAUAUAUAUAUAUAUAUAUAUAUAUAUAUGUAUAUAUAUAUAAAUAU
This is a messenger RNA of Megalobrama amblycephala (Wuchang bream), 1936 nucleotides long. RefSeq names its product hepsin (gene hpn). Bases 296 to 1567 code for a protein of 423 amino acids. Gene Ontology annotation, biological process: proteolysis. The record is from RefSeq and is a predicted model, not a curated record. The transcript has 13 exons. Lineage: Eukaryota; Metazoa; Chordata; Actinopteri; Cypriniformes; Xenocyprididae. Gene Ontology annotation, cellular component: membrane. Gene Ontology annotation, molecular function: serine-type endopeptidase activity; serine-type exopeptidase activity.